AUGCUCGACGAGAACAUCACGUUCAGCGCGUUCCUCGCGACGACGGUGGAUGGCUACAUCGCCCGUAGCGACGGGAGCAUUGAUUUUCUCGACGCUGCGAACGCCACAAUGACGCCCAGGGGUGAAGAUUGUGGGAUAUCGAAAUACCUGGCGUCUAUCGAUGCUAUCGUUAUGGGCCGAAAGACGUACCUUCACGUUCUGUCCAUGGAGAAUUGGAUGUACGGAGACAUACCACUUUUCGUCAUGUCGGGCGAGAUGAAGGAUCUGCCCGUCGGAAGUCCUCCCUCGUAUGAGACGUCUUCCACGAGGAAGAUAAGCAGGGUGUACGUGGAUGGCGGACAACUGGUGCGGAGCUUCAUCAAUGCAUCCUUGUUAAGCGAGAUCACGAUUACAGUGGUCCCUAAACUGAUCGGCGAAGGCCGAAGUCUGUUCAGCGGGACUCAAAACGUAGACAUGAUGCUUGAAGAGUGUCGCCAUUGGGAGUUUGGAUUUGUUCAGUCUCGAUAUAGAAUGAUAUAUGGCUCCUGA
This is a messenger RNA of Exophiala aquamarina CBS 119918, 528 nucleotides long. RefSeq lists its product as uncharacterized. Lineage: Eukaryota; Fungi; Ascomycota; Eurotiomycetes; Chaetothyriales; Herpotrichiellaceae. The transcript is spliced from 2 exons. Gene Ontology annotation, molecular function: 5-amino-6-(5-phosphoribosylamino)uracil reductase activity. Gene Ontology annotation, biological process: riboflavin biosynthetic process. Bases 1 to 528 code for a protein of 175 amino acids. The record is from RefSeq and is a predicted model, not a curated record.